This is a messenger RNA of Mugil cephalus (flathead mullet), 2199 nucleotides long. RefSeq names its product phospholipase B domain containing 2 (gene plbd2). Gene Ontology annotation, biological process: phospholipid catabolic process. The record is from RefSeq and is a predicted model, not a curated record. NCBI's taxonomy places the organism in Eukaryota, Metazoa, Chordata, Actinopteri, Mugiliformes, Mugilidae. Bases 19 to 1719 code for a protein of 566 amino acids. Gene Ontology annotation, molecular function: glycerophospholipase activity. Gene Ontology annotation, cellular component: extracellular region. The transcript is spliced from 12 exons.
UGACUUCUUCAUGUAAACAUGGCGUUCAGGCAGAGCAGAACGUCCACCUCUACGAGGUUUACAUCGGUUUUAAACCUUAUAGCCGCUUUGCUGGUAUUUUGUUGUUUGUGUGCGUCCGUCCGAGCCGAAAUCCAAACCGCUUUCAUUGACAAACAAACUGGACAGCUGACUGUCCAUGAAGGCUAUCGAGAAGAUUUUGUGGCUUGGGCGAACUUCACUGACGAUAUUAAAACAUCAGGCUGGUCUUUCUUGGAGGUCACUACCAGCAGUCAGUACAAUGACAGCAUCCAAGCUUACGCCGCUGGAGCAGUGGAGGCUGCAGUCACAUCUCCACUCAUCUAUAAGCACUGGAUGAACACUCUGAUGAAUUACUGUGGGCCCUUCACGUCUCUGUCUGGUUACUGCGACCGUCUCAAGGCUUUCAUCACAACCAAUCUGCAGUGGGUUCAGGAGCAAAUAGAGAAGCAGCCGAGCUCACCCUACUGGCACCAGAUACGCCUUGCACUGCUACAACUGAAAGGUCUGGAAGACGGCUACAAUAAUGAGCUAUUGUUUCCAGAGGGGCCCAUUUCCCUCAAUCCAUUUGGUUUCCUACUCUUUCAGCUGGGCGGGGACCUUGAGGACCUGGAAUCGGCUCUGAACAAAUCCAGCCAAACCCGACCCCUUGGAUCUGGUUCCUGCUCUGCUCUCAUUAAGCUGCUGCCAAACAAUAAAGAGCUUCUUGUGUCACAUGAUACCUGGAACACCUACCAGUCAAUGCUGCGCAUCAUGAAGAAAUACAUCUUUGCCUUUAAAGCCUCUCCUUUAGCCAAUGAUCUUCUUCCUGGAGGAACUCAGGCAUUCUCAUCUUACCCUGGAUCCAUCUUCUCUGGAGAUGACUUUUAUAUCCUGAGCAGUGGCUUGGUUUCACUGGAAACCACCAUUGGCAACAGCAACCCUGCUCUCUGGAAGUUUGUUCAGCCCACGGGAACCGUCAUGGAGUGGCUGAGGAACAUUGUUGCUAAUCGCCUGGCUUCCACUGCCAUGGAGUGGGCAAAGAUAUUCAGCGAGUACAACAGCGGAACGUAUAACAACCAGUGGAUGAUUGUGGACUAUAAUCACUUCACUCCAGGGAAGACGGAUAUUAAAGAGAAGCUCUUUGUUGUGUUGGAGCAGAUUCCGGGACACGUCGUUUACCAUGAUAAAACUGAGGAACUGCUGAAGAAGGGGUAUUGGGCUAGUUACAACAUACCGUACUAUGUGGAAAUAUUCAAUGCCAGUGGUUGCAAUGAGUUGGUUGAGAAGUUCGGCCCGUGGUUCUCUCUGGACCAGAAUCCCCGGGCUCAGAUAUUCAGGAGAAAUCAGACAGAUGUCACAGAUGUGGACUCCAUGAUCCGUCUCAUGAGAUAUAAUAACUUUAAGGAAGAUCCUCUCUCCAAGUGUGAAGGCUGCAAUCCACCUGAGAAUGGGGAGAACGCAAUCUCAGCCCGUUCAGACCUGAACGCAGCUAAUGGAACGUAUCCCUUUGGUGCCUUAAAACAGAGACAACAUGGAGGAACCGACAUGAAGAUGACCUCCUAUGAGAUGUUUCGUGAGUAUGGCAUGAUGGCAGUGAGUGGGCCAACCUGGGACCAGGUUCCACCCUUCCAGUGGAGUACUUCUCCCUACAAAGACCUUAUGCACAUGGGUCACCCUGACAUUUGGGCUUUCAAGCCUGUAAAAGUCACCUGGACACCUUAAUUGCUAAGACACUGCACAUAUAAGUGACAUGAUAAAUGUAAAUAGUGCCACCAGAGCUGUCUCAUGUUUUGAAAAAGGGAAAUACAGUGCGCAUUGAUUGGUUGAGGAUUGGUAACAAUAGUAUUAUUACAGUGUUCACAUUAUAAAGCAUAGAAUACUAAGAAAGUUAUGAGUAUGAAGCAAUAUGAUCAAGAACCAGGAAAUCUUCAACAUCUGAUUCACAUUUGAUUGUUUUGUUUUAAUAUCUUUUUUAAACUCUUUUUUUAAAAUUUUAAUUCUAAUGACUGACUGAAAUGCUGUAUUUGGGAUAUGUCUGCACUUUCUUCAGAAAAAUUACCAAGUAUUAAUGUUGAUGUUGAUGCAAUUUGUGUUACACAUGGUACGUGUUGAUCAUUUUUCUGAUCAUUUUUGUGCAAUUCUGACUUGUUUUAAUCUAUUUUUAAAUAUUUGAUCAAUAAACAUUGCCCUGACCCUUUCCUA